AUGAAUGCAUCAAUAAUUACUUGGUUGACACAACGAUGGCGUUUACUGUUAGUAAUUCUAACACCAUUGGUUUUACUUCCAUUACCGAUUCUUAUUAAUAAUCCUCAAGGACGAUGCGGUUAUGUUGUAAUUAUUCUCUCCAUAUAUUGGAUUACUGAAGCAAUACCUUUACCAGUUACUUCUUUAUUACCACUGAUCCUGUUUCCGAUGGCUGGUGUUUUAACUGCAGAAGUAGUGGCACCCCACUAUUUCAAAGAUAUUAUUGCACUUUUUUUCGGUAGUAUGGCAUUCGGUUAUGCUGUCGAAUCGGUUAAUCUUCAUCGUCGUAUUGCUCUAUUUGUUUUAAGUUGGGUUGGCACGGGAACUAAAUGGAUUAUGGCUGGUCUAAUGGGAGCAACAGCAUUUCUUUCAAUGUGGAUAAAUAAUACUGCAUCGACAUCAAUUAUGUUGCCCGUAACCUUGGCUAUCGUCGAUGAACUCAGUGUUUAUAACAAAAAUUCUCUUGAUAGACGACAAAGAUUUCUUCUUGCCAUAGCUUAUUCAUCAUCUAUCGGCGGACUAUCUAGUUUAGUUGGUACUACACCCAAUAUUUAUCUUAAAGGUUUUAUAGAUAGUCACAUCAGUGAUGGUACUGUAGCAAUUUUUUGUGGAAUACUUCCAUUAAUCCUACCUGAUAGCAAUCCAUUUAAUCGACGACAUGAUUGGAAAUACGAGCCAAUUGUCAAAUGGACUAGUCUAGUGCAGAAUAUUUCAUGGGGUGCAAUAAUUCUUCUUGGUGCUGGUCUUUCAUUAGCCUCUGCUUUUCAAACAUCAAUGCUGUCAGAAAGCGUAGCAAAAGCUCUUGGUUUUAUCUCCAAUAUGCCGCAAGCUGCAGCUAUUAUAAUCAUUGUUGUUAUCAGUGGUUUUUUUACUGAAGUAACAUCGAAUUUAAGUACGGCAACUAUUUUUUUUCCUGUACUUGAUUCUGUGGCAACUUCAAGUGGCAUACAUCCAGCGUUUCUUAUACUUCCAUGUACACUGGCUGUGUCUCUCGCCUUUAUGUUGCCCAUCGCUACACCACCAAAUGCCAUUGUUUUUGCUAGUGGUGCUAUUCGUGUCAUUGAUAUGAUCAAAACUGGAAUAGUGAUGAAUCUCAUUGGCUUUUUAGUCAUCUUUCUAGUUGCCAAUACAUGGAUGCCAAAAAUUUUUGAUUUAAAUGAUCAAACAACGGCAAUUUUUCUCAACAUGACUACUCGCACUAUUUAA
This is a messenger RNA of Adineta steineri, 1245 nucleotides long. The record is from the annotation of a GenBank genome assembly. NCBI's taxonomy places the organism in Eukaryota, Metazoa, Rotifera, Eurotatoria, Adinetida, Adinetidae.